Patiria miniata (bat star) is the source of this 2436-nucleotide messenger RNA. RefSeq names its product solute carrier family 45 member 3-like. The record is from RefSeq and is a predicted model, not a curated record. The coding region runs from base 350 to 2029 and encodes 559 amino acids. Lineage: Eukaryota; Metazoa; Echinodermata; Asteroidea; Valvatida; Asterinidae. Gene Ontology annotation, molecular function: sucrose:proton symporter activity. Gene Ontology annotation, biological process: transmembrane transport. Gene Ontology annotation, cellular component: membrane. The transcript is spliced from 4 exons.
GUUCAACACUCUUGCAAUCGCAAUGGCUUAGACUGUGUGGUCUGUGCGGUGCAGUGUCUUUUGGGAGUUUUUGAUACACAGUUUCGGUUUUGCUCAUACUAUCAAUCAUAGAUGUUUCAGGAAAUCACAACUGAAUAUGUUUGAAUUCUGUGAAUAGAGGGGAAUCUGGGGAGAUGUUGACUGGAUUAAGAAGCCUCGGAGUGAGAUCCUGCCAGUUAUCCUGGCUUGUGGGUUUCUCCCGUGAUACAUCUCUCCACAACAACUCACUAACAAGACCAGCACCGCCGAUGAGCCGAAACUCAAGAUCUAAAGUCAUCUUGAGAAACUGAGCGCCAACAUUAUUGCCAACAUGAAGAUGGCCACGGAAACCCACCCGGCCCAUUCCUCAUAUUUCUACCUGGUCAUCCUGAAUUUAUACACCUUUGGCAUUGAGUUGUGCUCCUCGGCAUCCUUCAGUUAUCUGCCUCCGUUGUUGUUGGAGACGGGCUUCUCCGAGACGAUGAUGAGUAUCGUCAUGGCGCUCGGACCCUUCUUUGCUCUUAUAGUCUUGCCGUGCCUUGGUACGGCUAGUGAUCAGUGUACGAGUAGGUACGGCCGUCGCAGACCGUUUAUCCUAGUUGUGACAAUUUGUAUCAGCAUCUCACUAGUCUUGCUCCCAAAUGGGAUGGAUCUGGGACUGAAGCUAGGCAACUUCCUCCCAGGAAGGUUCACCGGCCUUGCCAUCAUCUCCUUCUCUGUCAUCCUCCUUGAUUUCGGCUCCCAGAUCUCUCUCCUACCAGUCGAAUUGAUCAUGUCCGAUCAAUGCAAAUCCGAAGUCCAACUCAACAAAGCGUACUCUGUAUUUAACUUCAUGCUAAGUUUGGGAUCUUGCUGCGGCUACGUGGUGCUAUGUAUAGAUUGGAACAAGACAGAUUUAUUUGCUGUCCUUGGUGGAAAGGAACACAUGAUCUUUGCUAUUCUACUUUUCCUUUUGCUCAUAUCGGCGUUACCCACGCUGCUGUUCGCCCACGAUCCACCAGUCACAACUCGCGAUCUUCAGCCUAAAAUAUCCACCCAAACACCUUCAACUGGAAACCAAGCUCCAACGCAUCCUAAACAGAACGGUAAAACAACUGGAUCUGUUCCCACCAGCCUAAGUAACAACUCACCUCGUCAUGAUCAGAUCCCACCGAUAGUUCUCUCAACUAACCCACCUUCCAUCUCCAUCAACGUUCCGACCGUAGUGACCCUCGGAAUGCCCAUCUCAGUCAGCCGGAGACACUUGAUCGUACAGAUCGCCUACCAGUUCAUCAACAUCCCCAUAACGUGCGUGUGCACCUGUAUUUAUUUCGUUGUUCCCAAGUCCUACCAAACGUAUCUCUCAGAUACCGUCCAUAGCUUAAGAACGAUGCCGUCUGUCUUGCGUAAGCUGUGUAUCGUCAAUCUGCUGACGUGUAUGGCAGUCAUGGGCUUCAAGUUGUACUUCACUGAUUACGUCGGUGAGGCGCUGUAUCAUGGCAACCCAGACUCGCCUCUGAAUUCUCUUCCAAGACAGUCUUAUGAAAACGGUAUCCGAAUGGCCAGUCUGGGUCUCCUUCUUCAGAGCAUCACCUCCGCCAUGUUCUCCUUUGUUCUCAAUCAUCUCGUCAUCUCCUACGGAACCAUCUCAACGUUCCUCUUCGGCAUGUUGAGUUUUGUCGUCAUGACCGCACUCAUGUUGGUAGUCGAGGAUAUCUCGUUGACGUUAAUCCUUGCUGCGUUUACUGGGUUUGCGUCGGCUACAACCAACUCAUUGCCUUUCACUUUGCUGUCUUCGUACCACCAAAAUCAAGAGAAGUACUACAGCGACACAGAGAUACAAGAUUCCCGGCAGCGUGGUAUUGGCGUCGAUAUGGCCCUGCUAGACAGCGCCUACGUCCUGUCUGAAGUCCUGUCUUCCUUCCUGUUUGGUAUUGCAGUGGAGAUAACGGGCACCACGCUAUCUUACAUGUUUUGCUGUUGUGUGUGCGGUCUGCUGGGUUGCUACUACGUCCUACAGUUGAAAUGUUGAUUGGUUAUAAAGUAUCAACCUGUCAAUACUGUGACAGAAUCUACAUGUGUUAAGUGAUGUGUUGUAAUUUGCAUAUGACCUCAUGAUGACCUAUGAUAUACCAUAGAGCUAUAUUAAAUUACUAGAGCGCUUACUCUUCAUUUUUGUGCGCGGAGACGCUUUGAAGCCGUCCUGGGCGCAGACAUUUUGAAUUUAUGUGCGUGUUUGUAGAACACUAACAAAAUAGAUGGAUUGAAUUUUAAAGGCGUACUCUAAAUGCAGCGCGCAAGUAGAAUAUACGCAAACAACUUAAGCGCAUCGUGACGGUUCAAAAAUCGUCACGGCGAAAAGCAUCUGCAGUGGAGGGACGCGCACACGUUGCGCUGUUUGCCUAGAGCAAAAUGACACGCUCAUUUGCUGAUCGUGUG